Messenger RNA from Lactuca sativa (garden lettuce), 2173 nucleotides. Its product is annotated as putative pentatricopeptide repeat-containing protein At1g64310. The record is from RefSeq and is a predicted model, not a curated record. Lineage: Eukaryota; Viridiplantae; Streptophyta; Magnoliopsida; Asterales; Asteraceae. Gene Ontology annotation, molecular function: RNA binding; protein binding. Gene Ontology annotation, biological process: RNA modification.
UCUGUGCGUUUACUCUACAAUCGGUCCCACUAAAUAUUUAAUUAAUCAUCGAUUCUCAUGUAAAGUUCUAAAAUUUUCAUUUGUUACACGCUACUGCUAGGAAUCGUAUUUGAAGCAUACAGGUAGCUCUCGUCAUCUCUAUGAUAUUCAAUUCGUUUGAGUUUUAGUAUUGUCAAAACUAUAAGUUACGCAAUUAGCAAAAUUAAUAUUCUGCUGUUGAUUGUGGUUUGCCUUUGGAGUCUCUGUGUAUGACAUGGUUUCAUAAAUGAUGGGAUGAGCUGGAAGGGGACAAUGACUUGAUGUUGUUUCAUUUUAAGUCGCUUGUAUUUGAACUCUCAAAGCUAAAUCACACCCUUUCGAGAACCAAAUCAUUUCAUGCUUUGCUAAUCAAGUCCUGCCUUUUCCAUGACCCAUUCUACGCAACUAAAAUCAUCAGGUUUUAUGCAAUCAAUAACGACCUCACAUCUGCCUGUAACCUGUUCGAUGAAACUCCUAACAGAACUGUCUAUCUCUGGAAUUCCAUCAUCAGAGCUUACGCCCAAACCCAUUCUUUUCUUGAUGCAUUUUCACUCUUCAAACAAAUGCUGGCCUCAGAAACAAAGCCCGAUAAUUUCACAUUUGCUUGCAUUUUACGUGCUUGUUCCGAAAAACUAGAUCUUGAAGCUCUUAAGCUUGUGCAUGGGCAAGUAAUUGUUUCUGAUUUGGGAUCAGACUCCAUUACCGCUAGUGCACUUGUGUCAGCUUACUCUAAACUUGGCCUCGUUGAUGAUGCAAGAAUGGUCUUUGAUGGGCUAAACAGACACGACUUGGUUUUACACAACACAAUGAUUACAGGUUAUGGAUCUUGUGGGUACUGGGAGAAAGCACUAAAUCUGUUUAUUAUAAUGAGAAGAAUUGGAUAUCAGCCUGAUGGGUAUACAGUUGUAGGGUUAUUAUCGGGUUUAACAUGUUCUAGCUUGCUGGAAAUCGGCCAAGGAAUCCAUGGUUACUGUUUGAGAAGCGGGUUUGAUUCUAACACACACAUAAGUAGCGUCCUUGUUAGUAUGUACACAAGAUGUGGUUGUAUGAAUUCGGCCUAUAAAGUAUUUAGUGGUUUGUCACAUCCCGAUUUGGUAACAUGGUCUGCUUUAAUAUCUGGUUUUUCACAAUCUGGAGAGUAUCAUAACGCCUUAAUUUAUUUCAGGAAACUGAAUUCCUGUGGCAAAAAACCAGACUCCGUUCUUAUCUCCAUUUUACUGGCUGUAACUUCACAAUUGGUCACUUUGGCACCAGGUGUCGAGCUACAUGGUUAUGCCAUACGCCAUAACCUACACUCGGAGGUCAUGGUGUCUUCUGCAUUGAUAGACAUGUACUCAAAAUGUGGUUUCUUGGACUUGGCACUCAAGGUGUUCGAUGAAAUGCCUAAAAGAAACAUAGUUUCAUACAAUUCAGUAAUAGCAAGUUUUGGUUUAUACGGACUUGCAUCCGAGGCUUUUGAAGUGUUUCAUGAGGUUCUUGAACAAGGUCUAAAACCUGAUGAAUCUACUUUCACUGCUCUACUAUCUGCUUGCUCCCAUGGUGGUCUUCUUAAAGAAGGUCGAGACGUUUUCAGAAGAAUGAGGGACGAUUUUAGCAUUGAAGCAAACACUGAACAUUAUGUUCAUUUUGUGAAGCUUGUUGGUAUGGCUGGGGAGUUGGAUGAGGCUUAUGAGGUUGUUAACUCGUUGGGAGAGCAUGUGGAUUCUGGUAUUUGGGGUGCGCUUCUUUCUUGCUGUGAUGCACAUAAUGAUUUGAAAAUGGCAGAGAUUGUGAGUCAGCGACUCCUUGAGUGUAAGCAAGAGAGAAUCAGCUACAAAGUUAUGGUUUCUAAUAUGCUUGCUGGAAAUGGGAGGUGGGAUGACGUGAAAAAAUUGAGGGAUGAAUUAGAUGGUGUGGGAAAUAGGAAAGUUUGUGGUGUUAGCUGGAUUGAGGUCUAACCGAAGGAAAUACCAAAGUUGAAAGGGGCAUGUAACGUAGCGGUAUCAAGAAUGUUGUAAAUAUGCCCCUUAAGCCAAUGAAUUCAGGGUUCAAGUCCCGGUUUAGUUUAGGAGCAGAUUAAGGGGUGUGUGAGUUAGUUGUUCAAAAGAAAAUUAACAAAGGAAAUGAUUCAUAAAUGAAUUUAAUAAAUUUUUAUGGGGUAAAUUUUUUAAGUAAA